Messenger RNA from Octopus bimaculoides (California two-spot octopus), 5956 nucleotides. RefSeq names its product presenilin-1. Gene Ontology annotation, molecular function: aspartic endopeptidase activity, intramembrane cleaving. Gene Ontology annotation, biological process: calcium ion homeostasis; membrane protein ectodomain proteolysis; Notch signaling pathway. Gene Ontology annotation, cellular component: membrane; gamma-secretase complex. Lineage: Eukaryota; Metazoa; Mollusca; Cephalopoda; Octopoda; Octopodidae. The record is from RefSeq and is a predicted model, not a curated record.
CCCAUUAUAAAACUUCCCGGACUUUGUUUCAAGCUUUUUUGUUUUGUUUUCGAGGUUGGAUUUUAAUAAUCACAACCAUCUUACCACUACAGCUAUUACGUCUACUUCUGCUAGUUCUGAUAUCAUUAUGGUAUUUGGAUCGUUUUAAAACUUACACACACAUAUAUACUAUCCUAUUGACGUUCUUUUAAACAAACAUGAGACACGGCUCAGCCAGACGGUGUAUUUUUGAAAAAUACUGAUUGGACUGCUCUGAAAAUUUCUCCAGUUUUUCCUUUCACAAGAAAGUAGUAUAUUUGUGCAAAAUGCCACCACUUGCAUGCGUGUGUGUAAUCAAUAGUUAAAAAAAACAAACUAAAAACAAGUCAUAUUUGUUUAACUAAUGGAAGAUAUACCAUUGAAUCCAAUUUUGCCCAAACCAACAAACCGAAACUUAUGUAUGAAUCAGAGUUCCAGUGACGACGAACCUACCGAACGUACUAGUUUGCUUUCAUCACCAGCCAGUUCAGGCAGCCCACCUCGAAAUCAUCCCAACAUGGAGACAUAUAUUGAUGCUGAGCGCACUGAACGUAUGAAUCGACGGGGUCAACGACCCGACAUACGCGGAAUAUAUGAUAAUGAUCGAGAAGCUGAGGUUGACCCCUCAGAAUCAGAAGUUAGCAUUCCUGCAACAGUGGCCCGUAGGAAAGGGUACAGCUCUGGCACUGAGGAAGAAGAAGAGACCCUACUGUAUGGUGCCAAACAUGUCAUCAUGUUGUUUGUUCCUGUCACAUUGUGUAUGAUUGUGGUUGUGGCAACAAUCAGCUCUGUCACAUACUACACUCAGCCAGGUGGAUACUUGAUCUACACUCCAUUUCACGAAGAAACAGAUGAUUCUGGAACAAAAGUUUGGCAAUCCUUUGCCAAUGCCUUCAUUCUUCUCGGAGUCAUAGCUGUUAUGACUGUUGUGCUGCUGUUAUUAUAUAAAUACAGGUGCUAUAAGGUCAUACAUGGCUGGCUUAUUGUAUCCUCCCUCUUGUUGCUCUUUAUGUUUUCCUACAUGUACUUAGGGGAAGUAUUAAAAGCUUACAAUGCUCCCAUGGACUACAUCACUGUGGCCAUUUUAAUGUGGAACUUUGGGGUCAUUGGAAUGAUUUGCAUUCACUGGAAGGGCCCAUUGUUAUUGCAGCAAGCCUACCUCCUGAUGAUUAGUGCUUUGAUGGCACUUAUUUUUAUUAAAUACUUACCUGAUUGGACUACUUGGUCAGUGCUUGGAAUUAUGGUUUUCUGGGAUUUAGUUGCUGUACUUUGUCCUAAAGGUCCUCUACGUGUCUUAGUAGAGACAGCUCAGCACAGAAACGAAGAUAUUUUCCCAGCUUUGAUAUAUUCCUCCACAAUGGUAUGGCAGAUUGUUACCAUGGCAGAUGAGUCACCUAAAAGAGAUUCUGGUGCAAACAGUACUUCAACACUCGCUACAGAUGUCCAUUCUUCACCAGCUACAAAUGCUACAUCUAACCCAGAAGCAGGAACUAAUAUCUACCGUAAUGAUGUUGAUGCUCACAACUUAACCAACAGUAUUGAUUCCCAAACAGCACGCCGAGCUAUUGAUGCCCUUGGCGAAAUGGAGAAUGAUCCAAAUUCAGAAGCUAAUAAUCGCCCUCCUGCUGAUAGAAACCAACGUUCUCAAGGCUCUGGAGAAGAAGAGGAAGAAGAAAGAGGUGUAAAGUUGGGUCUUGGAGACUUUAUAUUCUAUGGUGUUCUAGUUGGUAAGGCUUCUUCCUAUGGAGAUUGGAACACAACACUGGCAUGUUUUGUAGCUAUAUUGAUUGGAUUAUGCUUCACUCUGCUUCUGUUGGCAAUAUUUCGAAAAGCUCUACCUGCUUUGCCUAUCUCGAUUACAUUUGGACUGAUUUUCAAUUUUGCCACCCGUGGCCUUGUACGACCAUUCAUGGAUAAUUUAGCAAGUGAACAGAUGUAUAUAUAACCUUUGAUGAAAUUACUUUUAUUGUCAUUGUUAACUAUAUCCCAAGAAAGAGUAUCCUCGUCUAUAGACAGCAAUCAUUGCCCUGUAUAUGUCUUUCAUUACUGCUUCUUUUGUUCUUAGACAAUGGUUAUUUUAACUUCCUCAGAGAGACUUUUCUAUCAUCAUAAUCAUCAUCAUCAUCAUCCUUGUUUGACGACUGCUAAAAUUUUGAAGAAAAGUUGUUUUGUUUUUAUGCAAGAUUUAAGAUUGUAGAAAAUCAUGAAUCGACACAAUCAACAGACCAAAUGUUUAUUUAUCCUUGAAUUCUAAGAGUCAGCUAUAUUUAAGGACAUCCAAAUGCUGAUAUGGAUGAAAUUGGUUCUUUGACUGACCCUCCCAUGCCCUUCCCAUACAUAUACAUACAAUGAUAUUUUGUAUUGCCAUUCCAGUAGUUUCUAGAGAAGGCAAAAGGAAAAUGCCUUUAUUCUCCAAUAUUGAUUCUUACAUGUAAAUACAUUCAUCAUUGCUGACCCAAUGUUAUUCCACUAGUUAGCAAGGUUUCCUUCCCUGUAAGGGAGUUCAAUACUCAAAACUAUUCUCCUUCCCCAUCCUGCAUGCAUACACUCACACACACUUCACUUCCUUGAACCUUUCUGAUACUCUCUUCCAUCCGUCUUGUAUUUUGAGCGACACAAAACUCACCUAUUAUCAAGCUGUCUUUGUUAUUCAUUCUAUGGGAAAGGGAAAAUAUUAACAUUUUUAACCUAACAGUAUCUUUCUGUAUCAGAACAUUGCAUAUUGACACGUUACAUAUUUUCUCUAACCCUUCAUUUAUAAAGUAUACUCUUGUGUGUGUGUGUGUGUGUGUGUGUAGUAGUAGUAGUAGUAUUAGUAGUGGUUGCAGGGGUUCUUUAAGAUGUUUUGUGAAUUCAACAUUUGUUGAUAUAUGAAAUUUGUUUGCACUAAUUUAACUAUUACUUGGUAUUUAAAAUCUUUAUUUAAACAAAAAUUUUGUGUUUAUUCAGUAUAUUUGUGUGUGUAUGUGUAGUAUACUAAAAAUACAUGCAUACUAUAUAUAUAUGUUUGUAUACAUACAUACAUAUAUAUAUAUGUCUGUUUGUAUACAUACAUAUAUGUUUGUAUACAUACAUACACACACACAUAUAUAUAUAUAUAUAUAUAUAUAUAUAUAUAUAUAUAUAUAUAUAUAUAUAUAUAUAUGUAUAUAUGUAUAUAUAUAUAUAUGUAUGUUUGUAUAUAUAUAUAUGUAUGUUUGUAUAUAUAUAUAUGUAUGUUUGUAUAUAUAUAUGUAUGUUUGUAUAUAUAUAUGUAUGUUUGUAUACAUAUAUGUAUGUUUGUAUACAUAUAUGUAUGUUUGUAUACAUAUAUAUGUGUUUGUAUACAUAUAUAUGUAAGUGUAUAUGUUUUUUAUGUAUUGUAUUUUAAAUGCACACACACACAUUAAAAACAAAGAAAAUAUUUUGAGAAUUCUAUUUAUGAAUAAAAGGAAGAAAAUAUAUUCUUAUCAAAAUAUGCUACCGGUUUCAAUUGUAUAAGAUAACUUAGUAAUGCUAUAAGAGAAGGGAAAAUAAAUUGAAUAAAAUUAAUAUUUCAUGAUAAUAUAUAUAUAGAUACACACACACCUUUGAUUUAUGUCUGUUAUGCCAUGGUAGUUUGAGUUAGAUGUAUAUAUUAUUGAGGCAUUUUUUUACAGCUCAGUGCUCUUCUAUUUACUAACAUGUACUUGCUUUUCAAGUAAAGAAUUCCUUAUGUCUUUGAAGGCAUGAAGGUAGUAAAUGAUUUUUCACAACAGAAAAUGACAGCAUCAGUGAUUUCAGAGAAGUACAAAUAUAAACAAGCACACUGAUACACACUCAUAUGUGCACAUGCAUACAUAUACGCAAUAAGCUUCUUUUUGUUUCCAUUUACAAAAUCCACUCACAAGACCUUGUUCAAAUUGCUACACAGUAGGACCAAACACAAAACCAGGUAGUUGGAAAGUAAACUUCUUAACUACACAGCCAUGCCAUGAUUCAAACAUGCAAUAGCACCUAUUCAUUACUACUCCAGACUCUGUCCUUCACAGUUCCUGUGAAGAAAGGAAACUGUAAACUUAAUCACACAGUCAUGCUUGUGCCUCAAGCUAUAGUUUUUAAGAAGGGCAUUCAGCUAUAGAAAUCACGCCAAAAGAGACAAUGGAACCUGGUGCAGCCCCUGGCCUUAUCAGCUCCUGUCAAGCUGUCCACCUAUGCUAGCAUGGAAAAUGGAUGUUAAAUGAUAAUGACUUUUAUGUGUAUAAAUAUAUAUGCAUAAACAUUAUAUGUAUAUGAAAUAUAUAUAUGACUGUGUGCUUAAGAAGUUUGUUUCCCAACUAUGUGAUUUUCAUUCAUUAUGUGGUACUUUCAGCAAGUAUUUUCUGCUUAGCUCCAAGCCAACCACACCCUUGUGAAUGUGUUUGCUUGAGAGAAACUGAAAGGAAUUCAUCAUGUAUGUCUACAUCUCUCUCUCGUCAUACAAGCAGAGUUUACUUUCAAACUUACAUGGAAACAGGUGAGGAUUAGCAAUAGGAAGAGCAUGUAGAUGUAAAAAAUUUGCCUCAGUGAAUUCCAUCUAACCCAUGCAAGCAUGAUAUAUGCUCGCUCAAUACACACAGACAUACAUAUGUAUAUCAUCAUCAUUGUUUCAUGUCCACUUUUCUUUGCUUACAUGGGCUAGAUACUUUGUUCAAGUAGAUUUUCUACCUUCCUGUCACCAACCCUCACUAGUUUCUAAUGAAGGUAAUAUUUUCCUAUGGUCAGACAUGGUUUUCAUUGAAGGCUUGGAAAUGAACAUCAUUUGUAUGAUGACGAUGCUCAUUUACAAUCAUCACAUGAUGCAAGAUGAGAGUAUGCACUGGCCCCGACACAUUAUAUAUAUAUAUAUAAUGGGCCUCUUUCAGCGUCUGACUACCAAAUCCACUCACAAGGUUGCUAUAGUAGAAGAUACUUGCACAAGGCACUGCACCUAAGUCUACAUGGUAGGGAAACAAAUUUCUUACCCAUAAUACAUAUAUAUGUGUGUGUGUAUCAUUGUUUUAACAUCUACUUUUCCAUGCUUGCUUGGGUAGGAUGGAGCUUAGUGAGGCAGAUACUCUUCUUCCUGCCAACCCUAAUCUGCUACCAAGGAAAACAGUAUUUCCUCAUGGUCAUGUUUACACAGAGCAUUGGAAAUGCAUGACACUUCUUGUAUGACAGUGACACACACAACAGGCUUCUUUCAAUUUCUACCUACCAAAUUUACUCACCCAAGGUGCCAUGCAGUGGUACAGGACCCCAUGUGGUUGGAAAGCCUUGCCUGCACCUGUAUGUAUAUACAAAUACUAAAUAUAUGUAUAUAGAUGCCAAAUAUAUGUGCAUGUGUGUCUAUAUAUAUAUAUAUAUAUAUUAUACACACGUUGCAAAUGUAUAUAUAGAUUACAUGCAUGCUAAAUAUAUAAAUUCUAAAUAUGUGUUUAUAUGUGUAUGUAUGCAUAUAUAUAAAUUUAUAUAUACGUAUGUAUAUAAAUGUAUAUGUAUGCAUCUAUAUAUAUAUAUAUAUAUAUAUAUAUAUGUGUGUGUGUGUGUAUAUAUUUCAAUUAUUUUUUAUAAUAAAACAAACCCACCCACCCACCUGAACCCCUUUCCCCUAACUCCAUGAUACAAAUUUCUUGUAUUGAAGGGAUCUAAAUUAAAGCUUUCUGUUAAUUUAUGUUCCAUACAAAAUCUUAAUGACAAAAAUUAUUUUACUCAAUUCUUCAUUAUUUAAAAAAAAUCAGAUAAAGCAGGGUAUUUCACCAGAAAUACAGUAAGAGGGGUUAAUCAUUGUCAUCAUAGUUUGUGUUAAUACCAAUAAAAUCUAUAUCUGCUUAAGAAAACAGGUUAAAUGAUACAUUUUUCUUUGUUUUUUUCACAUUGCCAUUGUUUAAAAAUGUUUUUCCAUAAUUUCGCUGUAAGGGAUUGAUAAUAAACCAAUAUUUUCAUGUAGAAACUUACUAAA